Athene cunicularia (burrowing owl) is the source of this 6092-nucleotide messenger RNA. It is a transcript of the gene DENND2B, whose product is annotated as suppression of tumorigenicity 5. Gene Ontology annotation, biological process: positive regulation of ERK1 and ERK2 cascade. The record is from RefSeq and is a predicted model, not a curated record. The transcript is spliced from 20 exons. The coding region runs from base 228 to 3593 and encodes 1121 amino acids. Lineage: Eukaryota; Metazoa; Chordata; Aves; Strigiformes; Strigidae.
GGCCUGGCCAGUCUGUGUUCUCUGCAAUCAUUUUAGCUGGAAUCAGUGCUGCGAAAGGUCAUAUGAAGGAGUUGUGGGAAGCACAGCAGGUAUUAGACGCUAAACGACUGGUUUUCUGAUUGCCUCAGAUAAUAAGACAGAGUUUUGUCUGGGAAAUACAAAUCUGAGAAUGGAGUGGAAAGGGAAAUGCUCCAAAUUUCAGAUAUCCACAUUUCUAGAAAGCAGAAAUGACCAUGACUGCCAACAAGAAUGCCAGUGUCAACAGCAGAGCUGGAGGGAGUAAAGUGCCUCAGGACACUCUGGAUAGGUGUCAGUCAGUCUCUCCACCGCCUCUUUUGUCCCCACGAAGAAGCCCAGCCUACCCCCUCAGCGAUAGUGAGGACUCUUGCCGCUCUGCUCGACUCACCAAAGUCUCCAGCUCCAGACUGCGCCUCAAGGACUGGAGCAGCCGCACGUCUACGCUGCAAAGCACCUCCACGAGCCCAUCGGACACCGACUCCCCGAGCCACCCUCUAAAAGCCAUUAGCGUGGGUGCUUUGGAUAAAAGGCUGUCUGUAUUCAAGGCUGAGGACCAAAAAGAGAGACCGAAGGAGGCUCAAGAUGGGGACACGAUAGGGAGCCAUCCACUCGCCCGGAGCACUUUGUCCUUGGGCACUGCCACCAACUUGAGGAACCUCUCCCUCAGCCGGGCGAGUGUCCGCUCCCAGGCGCUGGACAUCAGGCAGAAGAUCACAGAAUGGGAGUGCCGCCGGGAGCCCUCCCCCAGGAUGAGCGUGUGUGUGGACAAGAGGGAUGCUGGGGAGAGGUCGGGCAGUGAGAGCUGCCCCAGCGUGCUGACCUCUCCCUGCAGCGAGAAGACGUUCGAUUUCAAAGGGCUCAGAAGAAUGAGCCGAACGUUUUCCGAGUGCUCUUACCCGGAAACGGAGGAGGAGGAACUGCAGGACAGGGAUUCCUGCCAUCGGUUCGAAAAGAGACCGGGCAGGAGCGAGCCUCCUUCUGCUGCAUUCUUCAAGGGCCAUGUCAGGAAAGAGUCCUCUGCUGUGCUCAACAGAAUACAGAAGAUCGAGCAGGCACUGAAAGAGCAGCCCGGCAGAGGCCUCCCCCAGUUGCCAAGUAGCUGUUACAGUGUUGACAAAGGGAGAAAAAAGUCUGUGACUCUGAGUACUGUGGAGGGACUGAGUGAAACCCUAAGUGAUAGCAAAGGAGGGAGUAUUUUGGGGAGUGAACCCGAAACACCUACUGAGGCUGAGAAAAGCAGUAAGACAAAACAGGGGGUUACUGCAAACUUGGCUGACCCUAAACUGCUGCUCGAAAGCCCAGCUAACACCGCGGUGAAUCCUGUCCCCAAGCCCAAACGCACCUUUGAAUAUGAAGCAGACAAAAACCACAAAAGUAAACCAAGCAAUGGCCUACCUCCAUCUCCUACACCUGCUGCUCCUCCUCCCCUCCCAUCCACCCCUGCACCCCCUGUGACCAGAAGGCAGAAGAAAGACUCGCGCUUUCACAGAAAAUCCCAGAAUAGAAAAUCGUUUGAGUUUGAGGAUGCAUCAAGUCUGCAAUCCCUGUACCCUCCUUCCCCAACUGAAAAUGGGACUGAGAGCCAGCAUAAAUUUGGAUCCAAGAGCACUUUAGAAGAAAAUGCCUAUGAAGACAUUGUAGGCGAGUCACCCAAGGAAAACCCGUACGAGGAUGUGGAGCUGAAAGGCCGUCACGCGGGCCGAAAAUCCCAUCAGCUCUCCGAGAAUUCCCUAGAUUCUUUGCACAGGAUGUGGACGCCGCAGGACAGGAAAUACACAUCACCUUCCCAGCUACCUUCGAAGCCCAGCAGCCAGUCUCUGCGCAUCGGGAACUGGUCAGAAAGGAAGAGCCACCGCUUGCCACGGCUGCCCAAGCGGCACAGCCAUGACGACAUGCUGCUGCUGGCUCAGCUUGGCAUUCCCUCCUCCCCUUCCAGCCUCAAUGAGGACAGCCUGAGCACCACAAGUGAGCUGCUGUCUACACGGCGGGCCAGGAGGAUCCCAAAGCUUGUACAAAGAAUCAAUUCCAUCUACAGUGCAAAAAGAGGAAAAAAACGACUGAAGAAACUUUCUAUGUCCAAUAUUGAGACAGCAUCCCUACGAGAUGAGAACAGCGAGAGUGAGAGUGACUCAGAUGACAGGUUUAAAGCUCAUACCCAGCGCCUAGUACACAUCCAGUCGAUGUUGAAGAGGGCUCCAAGUUAUCGAACCCUGGAACUGGAGCUGAUUGAAUGGCAGGAACGGGAGUUAUUCGAGUAUUUUGUGGUAGUGUCACUGAAAAAGAAGCCCUCUAAAAAUACUUACCUCCCAGAAGUGACAUAUCAGUUUCCCAAGCUAGAAAGACCAACCAAGCAAAUGCGUGAAGCGGAGGAGCGUCUCAAGGCUAUCCCCCAGUUCUGCUUUCCUGAUGCCAAGGACUGGCUCCCUGUCUCUGAAUACAACAGUGAGACUUUCUCUUUCAUGCUGACUGGGGAAGAUGGGAGCCGGCGGUUUGGUUAUUGCAGGAGACUGUUGCCAAGUGGAAAAGGCCCACGCCUACCUGAAGUUUAUUGUGUCAUCAGCCGACUGGGGUGUUUUGACUUAUUUUCCAAGAUCCUGGAUGAGGUUGAAAGGAGAAGGGGAAUAUCUGCUGCCUUGGUUUAUCCAUUUAUGAGGAGUCUGAUGGAAUCUCCUUUUCCUGCACCUGGAAAGACAAUUAAAGUCAAAACCUUUCUGCCUGGAGCUGGAAAUGAGGUCAUUGAGCUGCGGCGGCCCAUGGACUCGCGCCUGGAACACGUGGACUUUGAGUGCCUUUUCAAGUGCCUCAGCGUUCGUCAGAUCAUCAGGAUCUUUGCUUCUCUCCUGUUGGAGCGGCGUGUGAUCUUUGUAGCAGAUAAGCUCAGCACCCUCUCGAGCUGCUCGCACGCCGUGGUGGCCCUACUGUACCCCUUCUCCUGGCAGCACACCUUCAUUCCUGUUCUGCCCUCAUCCAUGAUUGACAUCGUGUGCUGUCCGACCCCCUUCCUGGUGGGGCUGCUCUCCAGCUCUCUACCCAAACUGAAGGAGCUGCCCGUAGAGGAGGCUUUGAUGGUUAACCUGGGAUCUGAUCGAUUCAUCAGACAGAUGGAUGAUGAAGACACACUAUUACCUAGAAAAUUGCAAGCUGCUCUGGAGCAGGCUCUAGAGAGAAAGAAUGAACUUAUAAAUCAGGAUUCAGAUAGUGAUUCCGAUGACGAAUGUAACACCCUGAAUGGAUUAGUGUCUGAGGUUUUUAUCCGAUUCUUUGUGGAGACAGUUGGCCAUUAUUCCCUGUUCCUAACCCAGAAUGAAAAAGGAGAGCGUGCCUUCCAAAGGGAGGCCUUCCGUAAAUCUGUGGCCUCCAAGAGUAUCCGCCGCUUCUUGGAAGUUUUUAUGGAAUCUCAAAUGUUUGCUGGCUUCAUCCAGGACAGAGAGCUGAGAAAAUGCAGGGCAAAAGGUCUCUUCGAGCAGAGAGUUGAACAGUAUUUGGAGGAGCUUCCAGACACGGAACAAAGUGGAGUGAACAAGUUUCUGCGAGGCCUUGGAAACAAAAUGAAGUUCCUUCACAAGAAGAACUAACGCCUUUCUGCGGAAACACCAACCCAAAGACUUUUUAUGAUGCUGCACAUGAGACACCUGCAGCGUUUCAGAGUUUGGGAGGAGAGUGGAGCAAGCUGACCACAGCUUUAAGUGACAACUGAUGCUGUUAGACCGUGUGCCAGAUGAUGGCUCCUUUAUGUAUUUGGGUAGAAUUUGUACAUAAUGUGCUGUAAGCUUUUGUAACUGAUUUUGUAAUAAGCAAGGAAAACUGUGGUAAAUAUUUGUAUAUUCCUGAGAAUAACAGGUGCUUUUUUUUCUUAGUAUGAAUUGAGUUAUGCUUGGUGCAAAACUGAAUAGCUGAUUAUGUGCAGCUGACUGUCUCAGCAGAACCACUGACUUCACGGGAUGUUUGUGAGAGCUACACUGAUGCCUGGAUACUGCGGGGUGAAUGGACUUGGGUACGUGGGAGAGGUUGUACGCACAGGGGCUGCUUUCAUGUGGCGGAGUUGGCAUUUUUUUAUUCCUUCUAAUUAAUUUUAAAAGAAAUAACAAAGUAACUCGAUAAUAAGGUACUUGGUUCACAAUACAAAACUUCCACUUGGUUUGAACUCUGGUCAGUAAACUACUUGUAAUCCAUUCUGCAUUAAGACUGCUAAACCUGAGGAGAUCUCAGUUCUUUGACAUGCAAGCUGCAAUGAGUAGGUACAGUACAUCCUUUCCUAGUGUAUGUAUGUAUGGUUUCUAAUAAACUCUGUAAAUAUACCUGUUUGUUUAUAUUCAUUGAAAACCUCUGCAGUUUCUGAUGUUGAGUAGGUACAAACCCAGUAACUUUCCUGUGAUUUUUUAAAAUGAAUUUGUAAUUAAAAUAUAAAAUAGUUGUAUAAACCUGUCUUUCAGUAGGUUUGCUAUUUAAUGACAGUUUGAUUUUUCUUCAGUGUUUUUCACUAGGGCUGAGACAAGACAUUUCAUAUCCCUGUUCUGUUAAUUUUUUUCUAACAGAAGCAUCUCUUAAAACAUUUUUUUUCUUGGCAUGGGUUAGCAGCAAAUUACUUUUUGUCAUUGUAUCACAGAUACUGCUUCUGAUCUGUGGUAUUUUCAGGUUGUUUUUGUGCUACCUUGGUAGAUGAUAAGAGCAGAAUACGAGCCGCUUGUAGCGGACAGCCUUAUUUCUGAUGAGCUGAUCACCUAUGUUUCAUGAGAGUCUGCUUCGCUUUUGCAUUAACUUCAGUCUGCUUAGGUGGUGUUUCUAUUUCAGUGAAGGCUUUUCAGCAGGACAGGAAUGGUUAGAUUGCCAUGGCCUCUGCACAGCUGUGAACGUUGCCCAAGUACCACAUUCAUAUUUGAUGUGGUAACAUAACUCCUGUUGAGAUUCUGUAAGUUUUCCCUUAGCCUGAAGAAGAAAAUACAAAAUACUUGAAUAUGUUUGCAAGUCUGACAGCUAAUGAAAAUUAGCUAAAGCUUCUUACCUUUAAAAAAAAAAAACCCCACAACAAAAAACCAAAACAAAACUGUAUUUUUCUUCAUUUGAAGCAUGACUUCUUUAGUUAUAUCGGCUUUGAGGCUUGCGCAGUUCCUAACCUGACAGUGGUUCUGGUUUGCUAUCAGCCUCAUAGAACAAAAAUCGAGGGAUUAUUCACAAAAAAGGUGAAGUCGUUUCCUUUUUUUCUUGCCUCCCUCACACUCGUGUAUAUACAAAAGCUUCUUAAAUGUACGUGAAAUGUCUGUAUCAAACGCUUUUGAUUCAGGAUUCAGUGGAACUGUAAGCACAAACAAUUUCCAUUACUUUUACACCAUAAUAUGCUGUAAGGUCCAGAAUGACUUUGAGAUGUAGUUCUUCCGCGUGGAAGGAGUAACUUCACUUGUAUAGGUGGAGUGUGGCCAUUUUAUAAUAAAACAACUGCUGCUAGUAACUAUAUGGGAAAAUACAUACUCUUCUUAAGAAAAUUAUGAAUAAAACAUCAGCUGAAAAGUGCUGUAGCGUUGCUACAAAGGUAAGAAAAAGCCACGGAAUGCUGAAGAAUCUGGGGCAGUAAAACCCAUCUCCCACACCAAAGCUGUCUUCCUUCAUCUGCACUUUACAAGAAAGCUUUUAAACAUACUACCUAUCAACAUGUCCAGUUUUUGUAAUGUCAGUCAGAGGAGAGUACUGGACAAGGUUCUGGAUCCUCGAACUAUGGCUAUACAAAACAAUCCCAGUGUUACUCAGAGGGCAGCCUUUGAAAGGAUCCAAAGAAUGAAAAAUAGAAAGUGUAUUAUUGUCCUUGCAUAGUCAUUGUUAAAACUAGUAGUGUUCCCAAGCAUGGAACAUUACUAGUGCACCAUUUAACUGAGAAGAAAAUGCCAAAGUAAAAGAAAUCCAGUACUGAGUGCCAUGUUUUCGAUCAGUGAAUAUUUUUUUAAAGUCUUCUGGUAUAAAACACAUAGAAAACAAGUCUGAGAAGCAGUUAACACUCUCCAGGAAUUGGUACUCUAGUGUGGCAGACAGUUGUAAGUACAUAGUAUUUAUUUUCCCAUUGUUGUUGGUGUUUAAUAAAGUGA